AUGAAUGGAACAAAUUAGUAGAAUUCAUCUUUUGCAUCAAGGAUUAGAUAGCCAACCCUUGUUAAGAAACUUGGAUCAUCAGAUCAGCAUGAACCCUUUUCAAAUCCAGAAACCUAGACCCUAGAUCAAAUUAAUUAGGGAAGUAAAACUCCUAUUAUUAACAAGACAGAAAAUAAACUUUAAAUGAUUGGGGCACAGAAAUAAACACAGCCUUAGACUUAAAGUAUGCAAUAAAUCCCAUAGCAGAGAGUUUCUCAGCAGAGACCUUUAACAGCUACAACAGAUAUUGCACCUAAAAUGUCUGCAUCUAUUCAAGCAAAGAUUAAUGGAAGUGCAAAUAAGACAAGUAAUACUAUUGGAGGUAAAGGGCUUAACACGAGCAUGUAAUAAUAGCAGCAGCCUUAAAAUUCUCAUAAUGCAGGAUAAAGCAAGCUUAAUCAAUCAAAUUUGGGCAGAGGGGAUCAAGGUAACAACCCUUUUCAAAGAGGUACUGCAGUAUCAAAUUAGCAUUCCCUAUAAUAAUUGACAGCCUUGCAGUAAUAGCUUGCCUCAACUUCAUCUUCAAAUUAUUAAAGUAGGCAGAGCGCACAGCAAGCCUCAAAUUCUGAGGUUAAGAAGUCUACAACUAAUUAAUAGAAUUUGAUUGGUGGUGGAGCUCCAAAAACAAUAGUUUAAGGACCUAGUAGUAAACUAGGAUAAUUGACUCCCUAAAAUCAUGGGGUGCCCUAAAUUUAAUAAAAUACUGCGCAAGGAAGAGGCCAGUUUUCAAGCUUAAUUACAACAUAAAACAAUUAAAAGAGCGUGACAUCAACAAACUUAAAUUCGAUAGCCAAAGUUUCAUAAAUUGGAUCAGGUCUUUAAAGAGUCAAUUAGUAAAUUGUAAAAUAAUAGUAAUAGCAAUAACAGCAUCAAUAACUAUAAAACUCUUAUUUGAAUGAUACUGUAGAUGCUAGUCCCUAAUUUUCAAAAACCUAGUAAUCUGCUUCUAAUUUUCUGAAGUCGAUUAGUAAAGCCCCAGCUAAUAGCACCUAAGGUUAACAACCUUAAUUUUAAAAGUCUGUAUAGUAUCAAAGGACAAGUGAUAUAACUCCUACUAGUGGAGGAUUUGGAUUUUAAUAAAGAUCUGUAAAUUAAAAUGACCAGGAUAAGAGUCCUUUUGAUCAAGCGAAAGAUUCAGAUGAAGUAUUAGAAAAGGCAAUUUAAAUAUCCUAGAAUUUUUAAUAGUCACCAAUAAAUCAAAAACUACCCAUUCAUCCAAUGAGACAAUCAAUGUAAGUCUCAUCAGGUAGCUAAAGUUUAUUCGCAUUGAAGGGAAAAUCUGGUAUUGGAGGUGGCUCAGGGUUCGGGCAAUAAAAUCAACAAUAAAAAUAGCAAAAUGGACAAUAAAAUUUAAUGGCGAAUGAAUCUUUCAACUUAUCACCAAUAACCUAAUAAGCUCACGAGGAAUCUCCAGAUAUGAAUUUUAGACAAAGAACAGAGCUUAUUUAAAGUAAUAUGAAGCCUCCACAAUCAAGUACUAGAUUAAAUGGGACUUAAAGCUCAUCAUUAGCAAGAAAUGGAGGAAAUCUUGUCAAUCCUCAAACAAGAGAAAAACAAAGCAACUCAGUCUAUACUACUAAUAAUCCUUAUAGAUAGGAGAACAACUCAUCUUCACUUAAUAGAUCAAAUCUAUUUGAUAACAAUAAACUUGAAGACAAAAUAAAGGAGCUAUAGCUGAAUUUAGCUAAUCUUCCUGCCUCAUUUAGCAGACCGAAAUCUAAAUCAUACUACAGUAAUCAGUAAUAAAAUCAGUUGCCUAAUUACGUGCAACAGUCAUAAUAAACUAAUGAUUAGCUAAGAUUAUAAUAAAUAGAAAUCAAGCCUCAGGACAUUUAAAUUCAAAGAAAUAACUUUACCUCCGAUUAAUACUCAGUACGAAAUGAUAACAAGCGUAAUCCAUUUAAUAAAUCUACUGAGGCUGGUGACCUAAGACUUAGCACAGAUAAUGAUAAUAUGAUUGGUAGUACUCUGAGUACCAGUCCAGAUAAAAAGUCCUUCGACUAACAAGAUUUGGGUUCGACUCAGUUCAAAAUAAUUGUGACAUAGGAAGAAGAAGCCAAAGAUUCCUAAAGAGACAGUAUACCAGCAUAGUAUUAAAAUCAAUAAUAAAUGCCAUAAGCUUCUCUGUUUCAUCCUUCGCCUGCUUUGAGAAAGAAAAUAUCUCAAACAAGGUUAGGAUAAUAGUUUUAGCAACCAGAAUUGAAAAUCCCAGACAAGCUAAAUGAGGAGAUUAAGGAGGAAGAUGACAAUCUUCUUGAUAAUCUAUCAGAUCAUAUAACUACAAGUUAGCCUGGUUCAUUUGUAAAUGCUGCCACUAAAAUGUAAUAAUAGGCACCAUAGAAAACUACAUCAAGCUUAAGCGUGAACCAAAAGUAGAAUGAACCAAGUAAGCCACAUUAAAGAUAAUCAUUGACUUCAAUUUACAAAAAGUAAAAUAAGCUGGGACCGACUACUACUACUUAGACUAUGCAUACAAUAUAACCUGAAAAAUCAAAGGAACCUACUUUCUAACAAUAGUUGCAACAGAAACUAGAAGAAAAGAAAUAAUAGUAAAUGCAGUAAACGCAAUAAAUUAAAAAGGAGUCAGUAAAUUAAUCAGCUGCAGUAAGCAAUAGAUUGAGCUUGAAUCCCUGCUAAUUAACUAAAACUUAGAGAUAAGAAAUAUAAUAGUAGCAGCAGAUAUAAUAAGCUGGUGGUAAACUCCUAAAAAUCAAGAAAAAGAUUGUGAGAGAUAAAAUAGAAGAGGGUGAUGAAAGAUAAGAGUGUGAUCUCUGCGGCAGAAGAUUUAAUGAGGAAUCUUUCUAAAAGCAUAUAAUCAUAUGUGAGAAAGUAUUCAUUAAAAGAAGAAAGGAAUUCAACGCUCAAAAGCAAAGAACAAUGGAUGAGGAGCAUCAAAAGUUCUUGGAAACUGCUCAGACUAAACUAUCUUAUUACCAAAUUGACUAAAAGCUGAAUGCUAAAUGGAAGAUCUACUCUGCUUAGUUUAGAGCGGCAAUUUAAUCAGCCAAAACUGGAAAGACUGUUGAAGGAGUGCCUGAUGAUAGAGUAGAAUGCGAACAUUGUGGUCGUAAAUUUGCAGCUAUACCUGCUCAGAGACACAUCCCUCUUUGCGCAAAGAAAGCUAUUGAUCUUUAAAAUAAGCUGAAGAAUAAAUAAGCAGGAUAAAAGUAAGCAUAAUAAGUCAGGAAAUCCACAAUGAUUCAGUCCAAGCUAGCUCAAAAGAAAUGA
This is a messenger RNA of Stylonychia lemnae, 3267 nucleotides long. Lineage: Eukaryota; Ciliophora; Spirotrichea; Sporadotrichida; Oxytrichidae. The record is from the annotation of a GenBank genome assembly.